AUGGCGGAUGAAGAUAGCAAGGAGAAACGACGCCUCCAGAACAGGGAAUCCCAACGACGUUUCAGGCAACGGCGACAAUUUUAUCAGGGCUCGUCAAACGCGCGGCUGAAUGAGGAGCAAGGCGCAACCGGGUCCACCUGGCCGCCGUCGAUGCCAUCGGCUGCUUUUUACCCCACAAGCGUUCCCUUUCAGAACGAACGUCGCUCCAGCAUUUCAACGUCGCAGAAUGAGUCUUCGGCCAUCUCUCCGAUACAUGCAUCGCAGACCACUCCACGUGCAACACAGAAUUGGGGGUCCCAGCGGAAUCUGGGAGCUGUUGGCUCUGUAGCCAGCCCAGCACAAUCAGCCCCCCAGCAAUUCCAAUCCCAGCAGACGACCAUGGCAGCUUCGCAAGCACCCGUGAUUCGUGAUCUUCCGAUUGUGAAUGGUCCGGCUGACGGUGAGGCCCACUCGCUACCAUUGACCGACUUGGAGGAGCAAAGGCACACAUCAGUCUCUAUGGCCCAACCUUUGCUUCCGAGCUUUGGCUCCCCCAGCCUCGGAAGAACAGAGGAUAACUCUACUUGCCUGAGCAAUGAGUAUUCAGGUUCCGGUGAAUUGAGCAAGCCCACGCGAUAUCGGCAGAGACGGCUUAGGAUUGGGGGUUUCUCAAGAGCUGAAGAAAUGGUAUUAGACGUAGAGCGAUUGCAUAACUCUGCAGUAGACCUGGGCAUCCUCGAGGAGGACGAUAGAAUGCUCACCUUGCUUCGAGAAAUGAGGAUGCGCCUUGGGCACUUUACGAGGCGGCUCUCGUUGGACGACGAGGACGACCUGAUGGCACAAGAAUUCGACAUAGAUCUCAGCUGA
This is a messenger RNA of Pestalotiopsis fici W106-1, 846 nucleotides long. RefSeq lists its product as uncharacterized. NCBI's taxonomy places the organism in Eukaryota, Fungi, Ascomycota, Sordariomycetes, Amphisphaeriales, Sporocadaceae. The record is from RefSeq and is a predicted model, not a curated record. Gene Ontology annotation, biological process: regulation of DNA-templated transcription. The transcript is spliced from 2 exons. Bases 1 to 846 code for a protein of 281 amino acids. Gene Ontology annotation, molecular function: DNA-binding transcription factor activity.